Messenger RNA from Beta vulgaris subsp. vulgaris (sugar beet), 1305 nucleotides. RefSeq names its product mediator of RNA polymerase II transcription subunit 11. Lineage: Eukaryota; Viridiplantae; Streptophyta; Magnoliopsida; Caryophyllales; Amaranthaceae. Gene Ontology annotation, cellular component: mediator complex. The transcript has 4 exons. Gene Ontology annotation, molecular function: transcription coregulator activity. Gene Ontology annotation, biological process: regulation of transcription by RNA polymerase II. The coding region runs from base 106 to 462 and encodes 118 amino acids. The record is from RefSeq and is a predicted model, not a curated record.
AAAAGAACUAAGGUAUACUUUCCUUUCUGUCCAUGUCCAGUUGUCUUCGUCCUCUGCUGAUAAAUCAAGUCCCUGAAUGAGAUAGAGAAAGAGGUGCCGAUUGCCAUGAACGUGGAUUCACCUCAAAGUCAAAACACUUCACUCCAACGCCUUCAAAAUGUCGAAAAGAGAAUAGUUAGGGUUUUGGAGCUAGCAGGCGGAGUGAUGGACGAACUUGCAAAUCCAGCUGGACCUCGCAAAGAAUUACUCAACAACCAUUGUGGCGAAUUUAUGCAACUUAUCAAGGAUAUUCAAGUGACUUUGCGUGAAGAGAUUAAGAGUGCUUGUGAGUACCGACCUUUUGAGAAGUGCGAUUACAGUGCUAGAUUAUCAAGCGAGAUUUCUUGCAAGAAGCUGGAGUACGUUAUUUCUCAGCUCGAUAAGAUGAAGGAGACGAUUGAUCAAUAUCAGGAAUCUACAUGACAUGGAUCAAAAUGCAUGCAGCCAAGUUAAUCUUGCUGAGAAGCUGGAACCUGGAAGUGCAUAAGGUUAUGCUUUGAAAUUGUUCGUGCUAUGUUGAAAAAAUUGUCGACCUCUUGUUGCAAUUUGCUAGGGUCUGCUGUAUGGAUGAAAGAAACCAGUUGGUUGGAGGAGCACACAGUAUUGUAUAUGAACUGACACUUUUAUGUUCAGACUUAUUAGUGUCUGCAAAUUAGGCUGUUGUCUUACUUGUCUAUACUCUCAUUUUAGAUAUUUUAGUUACAUUAGCCAAUUUUAGGCAUAGUUCUUGACAUAUGUACGAUUGAUUUGUGAGCUGACUCAGAAAUUAGAGUAAGUUUUGCAUCGAACACUAGAGCUAACUUCCUCAUGCUACUAGGCCUUGUUCAGACUUCAGUUUAGUUAAUUUACCUUUAUAAUGGUAAUAAAAAUAAAUAAUAUAUAUCAUAAUAUUUAUUACUUCCUCCGUUCUAAAAUAAGUGAAAUACUUCUCUAUUUUAUGUGAGUUUUUUGAGAGAAGUGUUUCACUUAUUUUAGAACAGAGGAAGUAUAAUAGAAUAGAAUAAAAUAAUUAUUAUUAUUUUCUCUCCUAAUGUAAUCAAACUCUUGUCUAGACACUUAAUAUAAGGAGAUAAGCUGUUAGAUGGUUAUCUGUUAGAAUAAUAGUGUAUCUAGUAUUCUAGGUGAUUAUGGAAACUCUUGUAUAUUUGUUGUAUAGUUCGUUUAGGAGCUUUAGUCAUAGUCGGUUUAGGUGAAGUUUCCUAAACUCUUGUAUAUAUACUUUGCCUUUGAUUAAGUAAUAUAAAAAGUUAUUUUCUCUUGCUUUCA